AUGGCGGACCGAGAGCUCUACAAUGUGAGCUUGGUUGCGAAAAGCUUGGACGCAAUGUUCCUGGUGCUGGAGCAGCAUGUUAAUGCACUAGCAGAGUCUGGUGAGAAUGAGUCGACGACGCGUCUCCGCAAUACUGCGAAUGAUGCACGCCGAUCUGUUGCCAGCAUUUUAGCAGACACACAGCAGCUACAAGCGAGCGCACCUGGGACAAUGACACUAGACAGCGGCAACGUCUCUGCGGGAACGAGCAAGCGUUCCAUGCCAAUGGCGGAAGUUGCAGGUGCCAUCCCAGCUGACCGGCCAUCCGGGUCAGCGUCGAGUACCCGUGGUGGAAGCGAAGAAACCGAUGGCACGCAAAGCUCAAAGCUUCAGCGGGCGAAAUCCGGGGUGUCGGAAACGGAUGGAGCAGUCACGUCGCCCUCCGCCUCAUCGAACGCCUUAGAGUUCAGCCAGUGGCCGGUCUCGGAAGACAUUGAUUCGCUAAGCUGGGUGUCACAAUUUGUCAUUUAUCCGGGCUGGACCAGCAAGCUGGUCUGGGAUUUGGCGGUGAUGGUCGUUGUCCUUUUGGACACCUUCGUUCUCCCCUUUCAGCUGUCCUUCAAGAGAGACGUCGGGGAAGAUGCCUUCGAUGGGGCGUGGUUUUGGAUAACUACGGUAUGUUUUUCUGCAGAUAUCCUGGUUACCUUCAACACGGGCUUGACCCAUGGCAGCGAUGACAAAGAGGUUAUUAUUGACCACGCCCUCAUUGCUAGAGCCUAUCUUCGUGGGUGGUUUAGCUUGGACUUCCUGAGUACCUUCCCUUGGAGCCGCAUGGUGGACGCUUUAGUGGGUUCAGAAGGCGGUGCUUUGCUACAUGUGGCGAAGCUGGCAAAGAUGCUGAAGUUUCUCCGCAUUAUCCGCUUGAUGAAAAUGCUCCGCGCAAAGAAGAUCAAAGACAUUUGGGAACGCUUGGAAAUCAGAAUUGGGUCGGUAACUGUCAUUCAAGCAAUGUAUCUCAUUCGGGUCCUCUUGGUCAUCGUGGCCAUUUGUCACUGGAAUGCCUGUAUUUUUUGGAUGAUAGGCCGACCAGAUAGCAUCAUCACCGACUUUUUGCCUGACGACACUAGAAUGGCUUUUGAAGCCCUCCCGCACUGGACCACGGUCAGCCGAACUUAUGGCCUUGGCCAGGCAUCCUGGACCUAUGCAGAGUUACCUAUGGCAGAAACAUACAUUUUUUGCUUCUAUUGGACUUUGGGCGUGAUGCGCACGAUGCCGGCAGAAGUCACGCCAGUGAAUCUGGCUGAGCGUACCUUCGUGCUUUGCUUCAUGUUCUUCGCGCUGUCGGCCUUUGCUGUCUCGGUCGCAUCUUUGACACAGGCAUACUUUAAGAUCAGUGAGCGAAAUCGCGGCUUCAAUGACGAAAUGUUUGCGCUGCGCAUGCAUAUGCACAAGCUGAAGCUGGAAGACUCGGCUCAGCGCAAAAUUAAGGAUUACGUCUCGCAUCUUUUCCACCGUCGCCGAAUCAUGGCGAAGGAGGCAAAUUUCCUGUCGAAGCUUCCAGAGCCUUUGCACAUGGAGGUCAGAUAUGCAGAGGCUUUGCAAUACGUGCAGAAGCUCGGCAUUCUGUCAGACUUCAAGAAGGAGACUAUCAGGCAAAUAUGCUUGCAGGCCGCAUCAUCCGAUCUGCUCGCUGACCAGAAGCUUUGUGUGGCCGGGGAGGAGGCUCUCUCAGCUUGGAUUCUAUGCUCUGGCCAUCUAUUUGCAAGAGAUGUCAAGUCGCGCCCGCGGGAGCUAUCGGGAGAUCCGAUCAUCAUCGAUGAGGCCUGCUUGGAAACGGAGGAGCCUGUUCUGUCACACCUUACCGUGGUCACAGCUAGCACGUGCUCUGUCAUCCGCAUCGACAAGCUCGUUUUUGCAAGCAUUGCGGGAAUGUCACUUUCCAAGAAGCGUCGUGAAAAGCUGGUGUCCCUCACAGAGGCAGAGGGUCCUGAUCAGAUCGAGCCGCGGCUGAAAGUUGGCAGUUUCACUGCAAUGUCUCCAGUGCUUGCGGAAGCCCUCGAACUAGUCAAUGUGAUGAGAUGGACUUGGAUCAGUCGACAAGGCUUCGGCGGUCACGUGGGGGCAGCAGAGGUGCUCCUGAAUGCCAAAGCCGAUCCCAACGCACAAGCGGAGGAUGGCAGCACUCCUUUGCAUGGAGCUGCAGAACGAGGUCAUGCUCAAGUGGCUGAGCUGCUGCUGACCCAUGGCGUGAAUUAUCAGUCUGCAGCUGCCGGCGGGCGUACGCCGCUGCACGUGGCGGCUGAGCGAGGGUUUGCCGAGGUUGUCGAGGCGUUGUUGGCGAACGGCUCUGACCCAGAAGAGCGGACAGAGGAAGCUCGGACAGCUCUGAUUUGCGCUGCGGCUCGCGGACAUGUGGCAGCAGUAGCCAAGCUGUUGGAUUAUCAGGCAGACGUGCAGGCCUUGGACAAGAUGAGCCAGACAGCCCUGCAUGCUGCCGCAGUGGGAGGGAAAGCUGAGUGCAUCAUCCUGCUGCACAAGAAGCGCGCACGCUUGGAGCAGAAGGAUGGCUCUGGAAGAACCCCCAUGCAGCUGGCGCUGGAUGCAAAGCAGGAGGGCGGCAUUCGUGCACUGCUGAAGCUUCGUGCAGUCAUGCCGGAAGAUGUGGCCCAACGACCUGACAUGCAGCCCUUGAUUCGAGAAGUUGAACGAGAGGUGUUGUUGGAGCAGCUGCGGGAAGCAGAGGAACUUUGCGGAAAGCAGCAGUUGAAGGAUGCAGAGCAGGCCUUCGAGGAUGCCCGGCAACACCUGCUUCAUCUGAUACAGCUGAGUGAAACUGCGCGGGUGACGCCAGUCAUCCAAGACGCUGAAAUCAGGCUUGGUGACUUGGAGGAGCAAGCUCGGGUGUGCCGGCUGGAAGCCAGUCGGACUCAGGCCAAGAUCAAAGAGAUGGAGGCUGAGCUGGCCCGCCUUGCGACUGAACAGAAGGAACAGAGCAAAGACUUGGCGCUGCUGAGAAGAGACCUUGACACCCUCCGGGACCAAAAGACAAAGCGGAUGGAGGAGCUGCAGCGCCUCAAGCAGCUUAUUCAGCAGAUGAUAAAAGAGGGUGCUGAUGUGACCGUGAGGUAUCGCCCGUUCAUCAUUGAUCCCAACACCAACCAGACGGGCGAAGACAAGCAGGACUAUUGCAGGCGCCGCGGUUGGGGCGGUGGCUGGAAGCCGGGUGACUUGAAGCAGUGGAAGUGGUGGCCCAACACGGAGAAUGCACAUCGCCUCACUUUCUACCUGGACGAGAUCCAUUCAAAGAUGCCAGAGUUGAGUUCAAAAGAGAGAGAUGAAAGGUGUCAUGCGUUGAUCCGAAAGUUUUACGAGCUCACCUACGACCGGGACUGCAACAUCUCCACCCCGGAGGGCGCAGCACAGGCGAUCGAAGAGCUGGGCUAUGGAAGCGCUGCCGAUGCGGCGACCUGGCUCAAGCAGGGUGGAGGCAUUCGUGAAGUUAACGAAUCCCUCCGCAGAGCUCGACAAGACCAGAUCGGUUCGGUGCCUCACUAUAGUGUGAAAUGUGGGGACCGCGAGGCGCCUGGUUUUGGCGGUGCUCAAAGUAGCAGGACCUUCUACCAACUAUUCCAGGAGCUGCUGAGAUAG
Messenger RNA from Effrenium voratum, 3627 nucleotides. Lineage: Eukaryota; Dinophyceae; Suessiales; Symbiodiniaceae. The record is from the annotation of a GenBank genome assembly.